Fulvia fulva is the source of this 1749-nucleotide messenger RNA. Its product is annotated as Elongator complex protein 3. Gene Ontology annotation, molecular function: acyltransferase activity, transferring groups other than amino-acyl groups; iron-sulfur cluster binding. Gene Ontology annotation, cellular component: nucleus; cytoplasm; elongator holoenzyme complex. The transcript has a single exon. NCBI's taxonomy places the organism in Eukaryota, Fungi, Ascomycota, Dothideomycetes, Mycosphaerellales, Mycosphaerellaceae. The coding region runs from base 1 to 1749 and encodes 582 amino acids. Gene Ontology annotation, biological process: tRNA wobble base 5-methoxycarbonylmethyl-2-thiouridinylation. The record is from RefSeq and is a predicted model, not a curated record.
AUGGCGACGAUGACGGAGACGUGGACGGAUAGCACGCAGAACAAGAAGCGUCUGCCAGCAGCGAAACGGGCCAAGCUGGCGCCCGAGAACGAACGGUACAUACGAGCGUGCGCCGACAUCGCCAACAGUCUGGUGGAAGAUGACGAGAAAGUGCAGGCAGGAGGGCCAAAGAAGGAUGUCAACCUCAACUCGCUGCGGUCGCACUUUGCCAAGAAACACUUCCUUGGUCGUCAGCCGCCUUUGACCGACAUCAUCGCCGCCGUGCCUGAGCAGUACAAGAAGUACAUCUUGCCCAAGCUCAUCGCCAAGCCCAUUCGAAGUGCGAGUGGUAUUGCGGUGGUGGCAGUCAUGUGCAAGCCGCAUCGAUGUCCACACAUCGCAUACACGGGCAACAUCUGCGUGUACUGUCCCGGUGGGCCAGACUCGGACUUCGAGUACAGCACACAGUCCUACACCGGCUACGAGCCAACGAGUAUGCGCGCCAUUCGUGCAAGAUACGACCCGUUCGAGCAGGCAAGAGGCAGAGUCGAUCAGAUACGCAACAUGGGCCACAGCGUGGACAAAGUGGAGUACAUCAUCAUGGGUGGCACUUUCAUGUCGCUGAGCCCAAAGUAUCGUGAAGAGUUCAUCUCCCAGCUGCACAAUGCGCUUUCUGGCUACCAGACGAACAACGUCGAUGAGGCUGUCAUGGCAGGUGAGCAGAGUAAUACAAAGUGCGUGGGCAUAACAAUUGAGACCAGACCGGACUACUGUCUUCCUCCCCACCUGACAGACAUGCUUCGUUACGGCUGCACCCGACUGGAGGUUGGUGUGCAAUCGCUGUACGAAGAUGUCGCACGAGAUACGAACAGAGGCCACACAGUCAAAGCCGUCUGCGAGACCUUCUGUCAAGCAAAAGAUGCUGGCUUCAAGGUCGUCUCGCACAUGAUGCCAGAUCUGCCCAACGUCGGUCUUGAGCGCGAUUUGUUCCAAUUCCAGGAGUACUUCUCGAACCCAGCCUUCCGCACAGACGGGCUCAAGAUCUACCCUACGCUGGUCAUCCGUGGUACCGGUCUGUACGAGCUAUGGCGGACAGGUAGGUACAAGAAUUACACUCCUAACGUCCUCAUCGAUAUCGUCGCGCGCAUUUUGGCUCUCAUUCCUCCUUGGACACGUAUCUAUCGAGUACAACGAGACAUUCCAAUGCCACUGGUCACUUCUGGCGUCGAGAAGGGUAAUCUACGUGAGCUCGCUUUGGCACGCAUGAAAGACUUCGGAACCACAUGCCGUGACGUUCGAACGAGGGAAGUCGGCAUCAACGAGGCCAAGAACAAGAUCAGACCCAACCAAGUCGAGCUUGUCCGCCGAGACUAUACUGCGAACGGCGGCUGGGAGACUUUCUUGGCGUACGAAGAUUCGAAGCAGGACAUUCUCAUUGCACUGCUUCGACUACGCAAGUGCUCAGAGAAGUACACAUAUCGGGAGGAGCUCAUCUCUCAGCCGAGCAGUCUGGUGCGCGAACUUCAUGUCUAUGGCUCAGCGGUUCCGAUUCAUGAACGUGUCAAGGGCAAGUCGCAACAUCAAGGUUAUGGUACGCUUCUGAUGCAGGAAGCUGAGCGCAUCGCGAGAGAUGAGCAUGGCUCUCGGAAACUCUCCAUCAUCUCUGGCGUUGGUGUUCGAGGAUACUACAAACGUCUGGGGUACUAUCUGGACGGACCUUAUAUGAGCAAGGAUCUGGAUCAGGAGGAGGCUGAUAGUGAUGCAGAUUGA